Molecule: messenger RNA, 1932 nt
Organism: Nerophis lumbriciformis (worm pipefish)
Lineage: Eukaryota; Metazoa; Chordata; Actinopteri; Syngnathiformes; Syngnathidae
Source: RefSeq, a predicted model, not a curated record
AUGGAUAACAAAGCACUGGAACCUGACUGUGUUAGUAUUUCCAUGGAGGACAGUAUAAUUUGUAAUGGAGGUGCUCAGAAACAAGAGGCUUCCAUGUUGAAGCUGAAGAAGGUUCAGAACCAGAUCACAGAAGCACAGCGUUUCACCCAUUUACCCAAGCGCUCACCUGUGGAUCUUGAGUUCAAUGAUAUCUCUUACACCAUUCAGGAGGGAUCCUGCUGGAGGAGGAGAGGAUUCAAAGCUUUAUUGAAAUGCCUCUCUGGAAAAUUCUACAGCCGGGAGCUAGUAGGAAUAAUGGGGCCCUCAGGUGCUGGAAAGUCAACCUUGAUGAACAUAUUGGCAGGAUACAGGCAAACAGGAAUGAAGGGUGAGAUUCUUGUCAAUGGGACACCCAGAGACCUGAGAUCAUUCAGGAAAAUGUCAUGUUACAUCAUGCAGAAAGACAUGCUGCUGCCAAAUCUUACCACACGAGAAGCCAUGAUGGUGUCCGCCAACUUGAAGCUCAAUGAGUCUAUGGAUGUAAAGAAAACACUGGUGAAUGAGAUUCUGAUUGCAUUGGGUCUUCUUGAUUGUGCUCAGACCCGAACUUGCUCACUAUCAGGUGGUCAGUGUAAAAGGCUCGCAAUUGCCCUUGAGUUGGUCAACAAUCCACCAGUUAUGUUUUUUGAUGAGCCUACCAGUGGCUUGGACAGCGCAUCUUGUUAUCAAGUGGUGUCCCUGCUGCGUUCUCUAGCACUAGGAGGAAGAACAAUCAUCUGUACGAUCCACCAACCAAGUGCUAAGCUCUUUGAGCUGUUCGACAAGCUAUACAUUCUUGGUCAGGGUCAGUGUAUCUACAAAGGCACAGUACCCUACCUCAUCCCUUAUUUGAAGGGACUGGGACUUAACUGUCCUACCUAUCACAAUCCUGCAGAUUUCAUUAUUGAAGUGGCAUCAGGAGAAUAUGGAGACUUGAACCCGAUUUUGUUCGAAGCAGUCCAAGGAGGAAUGUGUGCAAUAGAAAAGAAGAACCAGACUGAUAACAAUAGUUCACUGGUCUGUACUACAAAACCCUCCAAGGAUGCUGGAAACAUGGAGAAACAUACUUUUGCCACAAGCACACUGACACAGUUCUGCAUCCUCUUCAAGAGAUCCUUCAUAACAAUUUGUCGAGACCAGGUUUUGACACACCUUCGACUUAUGUCCCACAUAGCCAUUGGUGUACUGAUAGGCUUGCUGUAUCUUAACAUUGGCAAUGAUGCCAGCAAGGUGCUUAACAACACUGGAUUUCUCUUCUUCUCAAUGCUUUUCCUCAUGUUUGGAGCUCUCAUGCCAACUGUGUUAACCUUUCCCUUGGAGAUGUCAGUGUUUCUGAGGGAACAUUUGAACUACUGGUACAGCCUGAAAGCCUAUUAUCUGGCCAAGACCAUGGCGGAUAUUCCAUUUCAAGUGAUCUGUCCCAUCGUGUACUGCAGCAUUGUGUACUGGAUGACAGAGCAGCCUCCUGAAGUCAGCCGCUACCUGCUCUUCAUAGCACUGUCCAUUUGCACGUCUUUAGUGGCGCAGUCUCUUGGCAUUCUUGUUGGCGCCGCCUCCACCUCGCCGCAGGUGGCCACAUUUGUUGGACCGGUCACAGCCGUCCCAGUGCUGCUUUUUUCUGGAUUCUUUGUGAACUUUGACACAAUCCCAAAGUACCUGCGGUGGAUCUCUUAUGCGUCAUAUGUUAGGUAUGGCUUCGAAGGAGUGAUUCUGUCCAUUUACGGAAUGAAUCGUUCAGAGCUGGAGUGUCCGGGUGGGGUGUGUCGCUUCCAGCAGCCUGAGGAAGUUCUUCAGCUGCUGGAUGUACAAGAUGCCAAGCUCUACAUUGACUUUGCUGUCCUGGGUGUGUUCUUCCUCGUGCUGCGUCUAGCCACUUACCUUGUACUCCGUUAUAAGAUGAUGGCUGAGCGCUAG